Molecule: messenger RNA, 871 nt
Organism: Cyphomyrmex costatus
Lineage: Eukaryota; Metazoa; Arthropoda; Insecta; Hymenoptera; Formicidae
Product: X-ray repair cross complementing 2
Exons: 1
Coding region: 11-811 (266 amino acids)
Biological process (GO): double-strand break repair via homologous recombination; DNA strand invasion
Cellular component (GO): centrosome; Rad51B-Rad51C-Rad51D-XRCC2 complex; replication fork
Molecular function (GO): four-way junction DNA binding
Source: RefSeq, a predicted model, not a curated record
UAUUAACAAUAUGGAGUUCCAUUCCGAAGGUGGGUUAGAGCUGUUAUCGAGAUUUAGUGAGAAAUCACGUUCGAUUAACCUCGACGACGUACUUUUCUCAAGUGAUAUCGACAACAAAAGCAUCAUAGAGAUCAUCGGGGCUUCAUCCACUGGAAAGACUGUAUUAUUGUGCCAGUUCAUAGCAAAAUGUAUAUUACCCGCGCGAUAUAAGGAGAUCAAGAUCAACGGAUGCGAUGCCUGUGCGAUACUGAUCAACACACUUGGCCAUGUGCAGAUAAGUAAGAUAGUUGAACUAAUGACUUCCAUGGUAUGCAACGCAUAUCAGGUAGCUGAUGUACAACCGCUAGCCGAAACGGUAGACUACAUAAUAAACAGAUCUCUGGAAAACUUGACAGUGAUCAGCUGUUGUAACAACGGUGAACUUCAGCUGAUUCUAUACACACUUGAAGAUGAGCUUCUCAGCAAUGAAAGAAUCACUUUGUUAGCUAUAGAUAAUAUACUAGCGUAUUAUUGGCAGGCGAGAAAAGAGAAUAUACUUACUAUGAAUUAUUAUGCUACAAGCUUACUCAAAAUUAUUCGAUCCCAAACAUCUCAGUUUCACACUGUGACAGUUUACACUAGAUGGGAUGGACCCAAAUACGAAUCACAUGCGAAAUGUACAGAUAUAUUAAAGAGAACAGGUGUAAAUUAUAGGCUGCAGCUAAGUCUUAGUACUAAAGUUCAUAAGUUUAUGUGUCAUGUACAAUCCACUAAUGAUGUAAAACAGAUUUGUUAUACAAUAUCUGAUUCUGGUAUAAAAUGGAUGCAAUAAUAUUUCAAUAAUUAAUCGAUGAGAGAAGAACCUUGUCCACUAUAUCUAAUGGAUUUAAUA